AUGAACAUUUCAGACGACGAAGUGCCGUUAAACAGAUCUGCGAGGGCCAAGAGCUCCGUCAUCAAGGAUGAAGAUUCUGACAUGGACAUGGGCGACAAGCCGCCAAGUGCCUCUUCCGUAUCAGACGAUGACUAUGACGAAGAAGCGCCAAUCAAGAAGCGCGCUGCCUCCGUAUCCCCAGCGGCCCGUAAGAAGUCCAAGGCUAUCCUCGAUGACGACGACUUCGAUGACGUACCAUUGAGCCAGACCACCCAGGCGUUGAAACCCAAGGUGACUAAGAAGGAACCGAAGGCUAAAGCCCCUAAAAAGGAGCCAAAAGACACCCUUAAGAAGGAACCAAAAGACACUCUUAAGAAGGAGCCAAAGGCCAAAGCUGCGCCAAAGGUGAAAAAGGAAGUGAAGGAGGUGAAGAAAGAGCCGAAGGCUAAAGACGACGGCACCCCCGCGCCGGAAGACAACGACACAUACAAGUGGUGGGAGUCCAACGACUUGGACGGCGAGAUUAAGUGGACCACGCUCGAACACAGUGGGGUUAUCUUUCCCCCUCCAUAUAAAGCGCUUCCCAAGCGCGUGAAGUUGCUCUACAAUGGCCAACCGGUGACCUUACCGCCAGCAGCGGAGGAAGUGGCCGGUUUCUUCGGCGCGUUGGUCGAGACCGACCAUGGGAAGAACCCUGUGUUCCAGCAGAAUUUCUUUAAGGACUUCCAGGAAGUGUUAAAGGAAGCCGGUGGCUGCGACAUAGAGAUUACUGACUUUGCCAAAAUGGACUUUUCGAAGAUGUUUGCGUACUUUGAAGAGAAGCGUGAGGAAAAGAAGACCACCACCUCUGCUGAGAAGAAGAAGAUCAAGGAGGAGAAGGACACGCUAGAGGCGCCGUACAAGACGUGUCUUCUCGAUGGCCGCAAGGAGUUUGUGGGUAACUUCCGCGUGGAGCCUCCGGGCUUGUUCAGGGGUCGUGGUGCGCAUCCCAAGACUGGAAAAUUGAAGAAGCGUGUGCAGCCAGAGGACAUUGUGUUGAACUUGGGCAAGGAAGCACCGGUGCCAAAGCCACCAAGAGGCCAUAAAUGGGGCGAAAUCAGGCACGACAACACCGUCGCUUGGUUGGCCAUGUGGCGUGAAAACGUGUUGGGCGGGGUAAAGUAUGUGAGAUUCGCCGCUAACUCGUCGUUAAAGGGGAUCAGUGACUUUAAGAAGUUUGAAAAGGCACGCGAGUUGAAGUUACACAUAGAAAAGGUCAGAGUCGACUACAGACAGAAGUUGAAGUCAGACCUCAUGUUGGAGCGUCAAAUGGCAGUGUGUACGUACUUGAUCGAUGUUUUUGCGUUGAGAGCUGGUGGGGAAAAAACGGACGAGGAGGCUGAUACCGUCGGGUGUUGUUCGUUGCGAUUCGAACACGUGUCGUUGAAGCCGCCUAACACUGUGGUGUUUGACUUCUUGGGUAAGGAUUCCAUCCGCUACUACCAGGAAGUUGAGGUGGACCAACAGGUGUUUAAGAACUUGAGGAUCUUUAAGAAGGCGCCAAAGAAACCGGGCGACGACUUGUUUGACCGUGUGGACCCGUCGAUUUUGAACAAGCAUUUACAGAAUUACAUGCCCGGCUUGACGGCAAAAGUGUUCCGUACGUACAACGCGACGAAGGUGAUGCAGGACCAGUUGAACUUGAUUCCUAACGAGGGAUCGGUUAACGAGAAGCUCGUGGCGUUCAAUGCGGCCAACCGAACUGUGGCCAUCUUGUGUAACCAUCAACGUACCAUCCCCAAAACCCACGAGGCAGGGGUGGCAAAGAUCCAGGAAAAGAUUCAGGAAAUGGUGUGGCAAAAGAUCCGGUUGAAGAAGCUCAUGCUCGUGAAGGACCUGACAUUGAAGCAAAAGCGCAAGGGGUACUUUGAGGAGAUCAACGACUUGACCAAGGAAGACGAGCGGGCCGUGCACAAGUACGUCAUCGCCAAGGAAAUCGAAAAGGUGCAGAAAAAGUUCGAGAAAGACAACAUCAAGCUCAAGGAAGCGAAACAACCUUUACUUUCGAAGGAAGAACUCAAGACGAAGUUGGAUAAGAUCCGCGAGUUGAAGAAGGAGUACACCAAGGAAGCAAGCUCCGGAAAGCCAAUCGAUCUCCAUCCGAACGACACGGUGGAAAAGUUGGAGGCGAGGGUGGAGAAGUUGGAAGAGCGCAUCAAGACCACCUGCUUGCAGUUAAAGGACAAGGAGGACAAUUCACAGGUAGCGUUGGGGACCUCGAAGUUGAACUAUAUCGAUCCGAGAUUAACGGUAAUGUUCUCUAGAAAGUUUAACGUCCCGAUUGAGAAGUUGUUCACCAAGACAUUGAGGGAUAAAUUCGACUGGGCCAUCCAGUCGGCAGAUGAGCACUGGACGUUUUAG
Babjeviella inositovora NRRL Y-12698 is the source of this 2379-nucleotide messenger RNA. It is a transcript of the gene TOP1, whose product is annotated as DNA topoisomerase 1. The transcript has a single exon. The coding region runs from base 1 to 2379 and encodes 792 amino acids. The record is from RefSeq and is a predicted model, not a curated record. Gene Ontology annotation, cellular component: chromosome; nucleolus. Gene Ontology annotation, molecular function: DNA topoisomerase type I (single strand cut, ATP-independent) activity; DNA binding. Lineage: Eukaryota; Fungi; Ascomycota; Pichiomycetes; Serinales. Gene Ontology annotation, biological process: DNA topological change; chromosome segregation; DNA replication.